Molecule: messenger RNA, 1848 nt
Organism: Oncorhynchus nerka (sockeye salmon)
Lineage: Eukaryota; Metazoa; Chordata; Actinopteri; Salmoniformes; Salmonidae
Gene: clrn1
Product: clarin 1
Exons: 3
Coding region: 295-993 (232 amino acids)
Biological process (GO): equilibrioception; sensory perception of sound
Source: RefSeq, a predicted model, not a curated record
UAGAAACUUCUCGACGAUAGCGAGAAGCACUCUCCCAAAUGUUAAACCUUGGUUACUUGGAGAUAAUGAGCAAGGGGAGAAGACGAUCAAUGUAAUUGAAUAUGCAACGGCCAUUUUAGAACAGCAUCACUACGGUAUACACAUUUAGCUAUUUCAAUGACACUUGUCAUAAUAUCCUAACACAGAUAAUUAGCAACUUGGUUUUGGAUUAUUUGGGAGUUGGCUACCAACUGGAGAUUAAUUGAGCACCAUGGACUGGUCAGACUAAUUAUUUUUCCACACUUCACACUCACCAUGCCAAGUUGUCAAAAGAAAAUUAUAUUCUCUGUUGCCGGAGUGUUGAGUUUCGGUUGCGUCCUCAUUAUUGCCGCCGCGAUGGGGACGCAGUUUUGGGUCCAGGGGACUGUGUUGUGUACAACCGGUGCGCAACUUGUAAAUGCCACAGGACAAGAGCUGGAUAAAUUUGUCGGUAGUGUUAACUAUGGUCUUUUUCACGGACAGAGAGUGAAGCAAUGUGGACUUGGCGGAAGACCCUUCAGAUUUUCAUUUUUUCCGAACUUGGUGGACGUCAUCCCAGCCAGUCUUCACGUCACUGUGAUCUUCUUCUGCGUAGUGCUCAUCUUCUUCUCCUCUGUGGCCACAGGCUUCUUUAUGUACAAUGCCUUUGGUAGUCCCUACGAGACCCUGCAUGGACCCCUGGGACUCUACCUCUGGAACUUUGUCUGCUGCCUCUGCAGCUGCCUGGUGAUGAUUCUGUUUGCCUCCGAGGUGAAGCUCCACCGGCUGUCCGACCACAUCGCCAACUUCAACGAGAGCACGUUUGUGUACAAGACGCUCACAGAGCAAUUUGACCACUCCUUCUGGCUCAUCUUCCUCACCUUCCUCGUCCAUGGCCUUAACAUCCUGCUGAUCCGUGUGGCCGGGAUCCAGUUCCCCUUCCAGGAGGCCAAAGAGUCGGACGUGAACACCGGGGCAUCAGAUCUCAUGUACUGACCAGGGCUUUUGUUUGUUUGUGUGGCCGCUUGCCGGGCCCCCCCACUAUAGUGACACUGAGCCUCAGCUAUUAGCGUGUCUCAAUGGGAGACUUGGGGCCAUAGCUUUUAUGUGCCCAUGUGCUGUUGAAAGGUCCAAGCAAAUGUGACCCUCCUGAACCGCUUCUUUUCCGAAAUCCAGUGACAAGCUGUCAGUCCUUCAGACGACAACUGGAGACGUGUCCCUGGCCAUCUCUGUUAGGGAAGCUGUUUUGAAACUUUGAGUGAGUUGGGUCUUGUUUUUCUUUCCGUUGUUAAUUGGUUGUAUUUCGUUAGGUGGUGGGCCAAUUAAAGGCCAGGAUUUCACUCAGCUGUUGAAAAGCAGAGACUUGGUUGGUUCCACUCCAUCAUGUUUUUACGUGCAUUGGCAGUCCUUCCCUUGGCAGUCCAAAGCUUUAUCAAUGAAGGUGGACCGUUCAACAGUGUGUCACGAUUGAUUGACCAGAAUAGGUACCAUGUGUAUUAUGGAUUGACGAUAUCGUAGCCUUUCAAUUUUGCCCCCGAAAUGUAUUGAAAGACCACAGCUGUAUAAAGUAAACCGAGCAGUUUCUUUAGCCCUUUAGCCCUGAAUAUUGGUUUUUACUUACUCAGGUUUAGAUGUUGCUUCAUUGUUUGAUCAGAUGAUGUAUUCAGAAUCAUGUGAUGUGCCAAUUUUUAUGAUUUUAAUGAUGAUCAUUCCUAAUACAACAUUUAUUUUAUGAAAUGUGUAGAGCUACUUAGAUUUGUUGUAGAUUUAUAUGCUGUUAUUGGUGUAAGUCCGAGGUAUAUGUAUUCUCUGUCGUAGGAAGAACAAUUGUAUAAAUGUCCACCUACAGUA